AUGGUGCUUUUUCUCAGUUAAACACAGAGUUGACUCAAAGGCCAAGCAAUGGGGGAGCCAUCCUCUCAUGCUUUGUUUUCUAGGAUGCAGGGAGCAUCUCUCGGUCCUUGGAGAUGCUGCCUGCAGAGUGGGGACUGGUGCAAGAUGUCUCAGACACCUUCUCAGCAGAGAGUCGCCAACUCCCUACCCGCAGUGGGAGGAGUGUGCGUGAGCCUCUCUCUCCUCGGGGUGGCCGGCCCAUGCGUCUUUUCUGGAGCCACGGAUGUCUUCUCAGUUUCUGGCCAGGUCACUUGUGUUUGAGUCGGAGCCUCACUGUCUGAAGAUCAUCACUCUUUGUAAAGGUCCGCCAGGCAUCCUGGGCCACCCAGAUGGUGUAGGAUGGAGGUGCCAGAACUCGCUCGCCCUGCCUCGCCUGCCAGGGGCCAGCCAGCUCCUGCUCCUGGACGCCCGGGGGCCUCAGGUGGGCAGGCCUCGCCUCACCUGACCCUGGGCCCUGUCAUUCUGCCACCGGAGCAGGGUCUGGCCCCUGCUGUGUUCCUGAAGGCUCUGCCUGUCCCGCUGUACCACACAGGGCCCCUUCAGCCACGUGCCCCCCUGGUGACAGGCAGCCUGGAUGGGGGUGGCGUGCCCUUUAUCCUCAGCCCUCUGCUGCAGCCUGAGGGCCCUGGCCCUACCCAGGUGGGGAAGCCGGUGGCCCCGACGCUCACCGUGAACAUCGUGGGCACGCUGCCUGUCCUGUCGCCGGGCCUGGGGCCCACGCUGAGCAGCCCGGGGAAGGUACGGAACGCUGGCAAGUACCUCUGCCCACACUGUGGCCGUGACUGCCUGAAGCCCAGUGUCCUGGAGAAGCACCUCCGGUCCCACACGGGGGAGAGACCCUUUCCGUGUGCCACCUGCGGCAUCGCCUUUAAGACCCAGAGCAACCUGUACAAGCACAGGCGCACCCAGACGCACCUCAGCCACUCUCGGCUGUCCUCGGAGUCGGAGGGAGGUGGGGGCGGCCUCCUGGAGGAGGGGGACAGGGCCGGAGAGAGCUCCAGGGCAGAGGGGGUGGGGGACAGCUGGAGCCAGAGCCGACUGGGGAGGCCCCUCUCCCCAGGCGCCCAGGGUGCCGGGCGCUGCCCAGUGUCCACCACGCACCUGCCUGCUGUCGCUAAGACCCUGGGUAUGAAGUUGGAGGCUGUUCCCCGUCCAGGGUCCACACUGUCUGACAGAGAGACCCCCGUGGACUCUGCCCAUGCGGCCUCCCCUGGACGCCCCCUGGCCGGCACCCAGCUGAGGCGGAAGUCACCAGAGCAGGCGUCCCCGACCCCCGGCCGGCCGUGCGCCCCGCAGCAGCAGCAGCAGCAGCAGGCAGUGACGUCCUCGGAGAAGUCCUGGGACGCCAGGGCCUCGGAGGGCCGGCUGAGGAAGUGUGAGAGCACCGACUCGGGCUACCUGUCCCGCUCGGACAGCGCGGAGCAACCGCCGGCGCCCUGCAGCCCCCUGCGCGGCCUGUGUGACAGGGAGGCGGCCCCGGGGCUGGAGCGGCAGCUGGAGCAGCGCAUCGCCUGGCUCAUCUCUCACAACCAGGCCGUGGUGGACGACUCCCAGCUGGACAGCGUGCGGCCCCGCAAGACAGUCCUGUGCAAGCAGGGCAGCAUCGACCUGCCCGUGCCCUACACCUACAAGGACUCCUUCCACUUCGACAUCCGGGCGCUGCCCUCGGGCCGGAGGAAGCCCGCCGCCCUGGGCUCGGCCCGCUCCACCGUCACGCCCCCGGACAAGGCGCGGCCGCUCUUCUUCCACUCCGUCCCCACGCAGCUCUCCUCGUCCGUGCCGUGCGUGCCCAUCACCAGGAGCAGCUCGCUGCCCUUCGUCGAGGGCACAGGGACGUGGCCGGAGCUCCAGGAUGCCGGCCCCCGGCGGCAGAAGCCUCUGAGCUGCAGGCCCGCCCCCGCCCGGCUGGCGGACGUCCCCGGCAGUCACCCGCGGGCCCUGGUCAGACAGGCAGCUGUGGAGGACCUGCAGUGUCCCCUCACGGGAGACGGCCCGGCCCCCGCAGAGGACCUGGAGGGCGGCAGAGCCGCUGCUGGCGAGGGGGCGGCCGGUAAGAAGUGUGGCCAGAGGCGGCUGAAGAUGUUUUCUCAGGACAAGUGGCAGGUGUACGGGAAAGAGACAUUCAAGAGAAUCUACCAGAAAAUGAAAACCAGCUACCAUGGAGGCAAGAAGGCAAGGGAGGGGACGGUGGGGAGUGGGACAGAGCCAGGUGUUCCUCUCCAGGGAGAGGUGGCCGGGGACGAGGGCAGCACCCCUGCCCAGGACGGGAGGAGCCCUCUCCAUGGGGACGUGUCCGUGGGGGCCACGCCAGGGCCUUGGGGAUGUGCACUGGCCCGGGUGACAGAGCCACCCACGGAGACGAUGGCCAGAGCAGGAGGCAGUGAGCCACCCCAGGUGAACAAGGCCACCUUCCCCCCCACCCUGAGCUGCAGAGAACCCACCUGUGCAAGCGGCAAGGGCCCUCUGCUUCCUCCAAACGGGAGGCUGGAGGUCGGGGCUCGGCUGUCCCCAGCGCCUGGUCCCCUCGAGGGAGGAGGCCUCAGGGCUCCUGUGCCGGGUCUGCCAGAUCCUCACCUGGAAGGAGGCACCUGUGGUGAGGGCGGCAAGAAGGAGACCGGCCAGCAGCCCCCGACGGCACCGAGGCCACCCAGCGGUGGCCCUGGGGAGCCCCAGCCUUCAGAGGACAAGCUCCCAUCAGAGAGGAAGAAGCCGAAGGUUGAGAAGCCCAGCUGCCAGGAGCAGUCGGGGCCUGUGGGAGCAGAAGCAGAGACCCCGGGUGGCCCCGGGCAGGCCACCUCCCUGCCAUCUCAGCACCAGGAUGGUGACCCUGGGGACACACCGGGGGAGCUGCGCGGGAGUGUGGAUGACAUGGGGGAGGGCAGGGCUGGGGAGCCAGGGAGGCUGUUGGAGCUUGGCGGCGGCUCCUCGACUGUUCCUUCCGUGGCCCUGAGGCAAGUCCUGUGGGACCCGUGCCCUGUGGCCACAUCCCCCGCACGUCACCCCCAGCCGGCUGCACGGCCCCAGGCCCCCAGCAUCCUCGCUGCCCCUGCAGACACUGCCUUUCCCCCCAAGUACCUGCUCAGGCUGCCUCAGGUUGAGGCCCGCACCCCACCCCCCACCCCCCAGGGGCCCAGACGGGGCCAGGACCCCCUCUGCAGGGAAAGGCGGCCAGAGGAACAGCCAUCCUUUGUUGAGCCAGGGCUGGGGACCUGCCUGCCUCCCUGCCCAGCCACGGGCUUGACCUCCGGUGGAGCGGACACCUCUGAGGAGGAUCCCGGCUGGUCCAGGCCAUGGGGCAGGAGAAAGGGGGGGCAGAGAGAGCAGAAGCCAGACUUGGACGCUGCCACCCCCGCCACAGGGCAGGCCCCUGGCUCAUCCGCCGGCAGCCCCAAGGAGACGACCUUCCUGCCCACCCCAAUGUGUGCUCCCCAGAAGAGUGGGACCCCUGAGCCCCAACACCUCUGCAUGGGCGGCCCUUCGGUGGGGGCCGGGCCCCCUGGGGGCGUCCUGAGUCCCUGUGCCCUCAGCAGGGAGUUGGGUGGACCUCCCGAGAACGCCCCUGAAAGCCCUCCCUCGGGGCCUCUGGCCCGGCUCAGUUCCUGCUGCUGCUUCCUCACGGCCCCCACGGCCCCGGGCUGCCCAGAGCUGGCCUGUACCCACUCAGAAACCCUGCGGAGCUCCGGGGCCCAGGGCCCUUUCCCGUCCUUGAGGGCUGAGCCCCGACUCACGUGGUGUUGCCUGAGCCGAAGCCUGCCUCUGCCCACAGAGCAGAAGGAAACGGCCGCUUCCGUCUACUUGGCCUUGCACUUCCUCGGUGGCAGCGCCCGGGACAAAGCUCCAGAGGCCCGGCCCCUGAGCAGGGCGGCGGUGGGAGGCCGGACAAGGACAGUCCUUGGAGAAGGCGGGCAGGUGCAGACAGCAAAGCUGCUCUGUCCAGUGGCCUCCGAAAUGGCGUCCCAGGAGCCGGUGUCCGAGCCCGAAUGCAAGAAGGGACCACCUUGGAGGAAGGCGAAGAUGUUCCGGGGCAGUGGCAAACAGAAGAGGCUGAGCAUCCGGUCCAGAAGGUACAAGACGGGUUUUGUACAGAGCCGUGUUCAGCUGAGAGGCAGCAGACUGCGCAGGCCGCCCAGGGCGCCGAGGAAGGACCGCCACGUCCUCACACUCGAGGGACUGGGCCCACGCGGGACCCCCAGGAAGGCUUCUUCAGAAGUGGCAGGUCCAAAUCUGCGAGGGGAGCCAUCUUGCGUCACCUCAGAAUCGCCUGUGUGUCUUGGGCAUGGACAGGAGGAGGAGGAGGGCUCCAGACCAGCCCUGAGAAGCUUCUCUUCCAGCACCAGUUCAGGGCCCGGCAGUGAAAUGGACCAGGAGACUCCUGCAGCUCCCAGCGGGCCCGGUGACCGCUACUCGCAGGACAGCACCUCUGGGUUGGGACAGUCUCUGUGCUCCGACUCGUGCGUGGCCGUGGCUACCGACGGCCUUCUGUCUCGAGGCAGAGGCCCCGGCGUGGGAUUGCCGGAGAUGCGCCCUCCGCCCUCCCAGGAGCAAGUAGCUCUGAAACUAUACGUUUUCUCAGAUGCUCAAGAGCCUUCUUCCCUCGAGUCCAGAGGAACCUCUCCCCGCCAGGAUGGUGCUACCUCGGUGGCUGCCAUGUGUGCUCUGGGGGAGAGAGCAGGUCACACAGCCAUGGCACGCCACAUUGCGGAGCCACGGGGCCACAGAGCAGCAGGGGAGGCUCUGACGCCAGGCUCCCCGGAUCAGAAGGUGAGAGCCGAGAGCAUGUCACCAUCAGUCCUGCCAGGGAAGCCUUCAUGUGGGCAGAGAAUUUCAGGUUUGCUCCUGUUGGGGUCAACUGGAAAGACUCAUCCUGAAAUACCGGCCUCGGGACCAGCUCCGGCCAGUCCAUACCAAGAGGAGGGGGAACACAAGACACUUUUGCCUACUGGGGGACAGUACGGGCCUUUUCCUUUAGGAACUGACAGUGGGAAAUGUCAAGUCUCUGGGUUAACUUCCCUAAAGGAUUGUGUGGUUCCUUCUAAGCCAGGGCAGUCCGGACCAUGCCCUGAAGCCCCUUCGAAGACCGUCAAGAGGAGGGGUCUGGAGGGCCUCAGGAAGCAGACUCGGGUGGAGGUCAGCGACACAAGCAGUGACGAUGAAGACCGGCUAGUGAUAGAGAUGUGAGGCUUCUGACGUCUGUGGUCAGAGGCAGACGCUGUCAGGCUGGCGGGACAGCUGAACUCUAUUUCGCCAGGCACCUCCACAUUAGGAGAGCCAUUUGGGGGAUCUUUCCACGACAUCCCCAACCAACUUGCGCCCCCCUUCCCCAGCUCCCCUGGCGGCGCACCAGGCAGGGCCAGGGUGGCAUCAGAGCAGAGUCCAAGAACGCCUGGUGUCUGAGAACGCCUGGUACACAGUGUCUGUGCUGGACUCCCAGCUGCACCCUCCGCAUCGGCCCCCCACUGCCGCAUCCGGCCAGAGGGCGCUACCCAGGAGAGCCACAGUCGCCACAUUUAUGUAAAAGCGAACCCGUAGAGUCAAGUCGGCCAGCUUCCUCCAUUGGUCAGCUGAGGGUUUGCUUCAAAGGUGGUAAGCACGCUCGGGUCUCUGGGGUGGCUUGCAGAGGAGCUGGGGUAUGACAUGGGCAUCAGGAUGUUUUUAUUCCUUCUAGAAACAAAAUCCAGAUGCAUUAAAAAACUGAAGUUUGGUUAGAACAACUUACGUCCUUAGUGGAAGUUGUAAAUAUCCCUCAAAAUGCCUAUGAGCUGGUGAAAUGUUGAUUGUCUUUAAAUGUCACCCAAAUGGUCAGUGCUUACCUACGAUCCUACAGCACAAGCAUGUAUUGCUCUUGGGCCUGGUGCCUUUUGUGCUGAGGCCUCUGAAACCCUUGGUGUUUUUAGCUCUUGCAAAGGAACACUGUGUUAAAAGUUAAUAGAACAGGCUCUGGGAUGAGUCAUUUUUUGAGGGGGAAAAAUUCACUUAUUUUUCUCUGAUUCUUUCUGUCAUAUUGUGCUCUGAGCAAUUUCAAUUAGAGGGGUACAUUUUAGUAAUCUGUACAGCUUAAAUUGAUGCCUGCUCAUCGUGACGGGAGCCUUUUAGAUUUCCUCCAGAAGCUUCAAGGAUACAAAACUAAUUGGAGUUUUGACGCUGUUUUACAUCUCAGUAAUUUUAUUUUGGGGGCUUGGUGUUACUUUGCUGUCAAAUUAAAUCAGCCUCUGUAUUGUGCAAGUCAGAACAGAACAGAUAAAAUUCCCCAGUAUUCCAAGCCAGUGCACCCCUGUGCAGAGCUGAAUAGCUGAUCUACGGCAGCAGACUCACUGAGCGAGGCCUCAGAUGUACUGUGUUCCUCUCCUUCUCCUGAAAUGGGAGAGGAAAAACUUAACGAGAUUUAUACUGCUGCAUUUCGAUAAAAUUUUAUACUUCCUUUUGGUGUGAUUUUGUACAAUUUGAAAUUUACAGCAGAGCUCUCUUGGCUUCGCUGCGACGUGACGAUGUUCGCGUGACGUCCUGUAUCCAGAGCAGCAGCACUGAGCUCAGUUCACACACGCGGACACGCUUUAACGCGUCCUUUCCUGGGGCCGAGGGUGGUCGUUUCAAGUAUCGUCAUGUGACUUUUCCAAUUUUAGGAUUAUUCAUAGGAAACUUCAAUGUAAGACCAGCUUCCCCUGGUGGCUUAGCAUAUGUCUGUGGUCAUUUCCAAUGCGCUCAUAAAAAUCCAAGUGAUUUCAAGCCCAGCCAAGAAAAACAUAAGAAGAGAGGUGAAAGGAUGCCAGGCAUUCAUUUCGUAUACUAUCCCCACCCCCCCGCCCCGUCGUGUACUUUUUAAACCAAACUAAAGUGCUGUGGUGAUGACCUACCUUUUGAAUUACCUGUGCCCCCGUAAUGAGAGAGGAGGUCUAGGAGAGAGGUCUGAGUCUUGGAGGAAGAGAAAAAAGAAGGCCUGACUUUGUCCUCAAUGGGCUGGGAAACCUUGGGUAAGACAUGUGCCCUCUCUGUGCCUCAGUUUCUCCAGCUGAGAAUGAGAGUUACACCAGAUGAGCUUGAAGCAUCUCCAGGCUCUAAUCCUUGUGAGACAAGCUCCCUCUCCUUUACCUCCGGGGACCUGGGGGGCUCAGAGGUGGCCCCCAUGGGGAGGGGUCCCCCACACAAGACUUCUGGGUGGGGACUGGGGAUUGGGAAGAACUGAAGAAUGAAUACCUUCUGCCAAGUGUCACCCUGAAGAACAUGAGCUUGGAGAAGCUCCGUAUGAUUUUUUUCCCCCAGAGUUCCAGAUUUGGGGGGUGCAUCAUCCAGUGUACAAAUCAGGCUCAUAAUUCAAAGAUUAAAAGCAAAACCAGAACACUGCCGUGUGAGGGGAAGACAGCAUGUGUAUGGGCUGAAUGGAGUACUUUGUCUGGGGAGGCACUGGUCAGGGGAAGAGGACUGUCUUCCAGAUCUUUCUUCCCUGGCGGCUCCUAAGUUAUCCACAGGAUUGCUGUUCUGAGUCAGUAAAGUCACAGCUUCAAAACAGCACUCACCUCCAGUUGGUGACAGAAGCCCUGUCCUUCUAAGAGCCACCAUUGCUGGGGGCCACAUCCCAACCUAGAUCAAAUAUGGCAGCACAUUGAUUCCAUCUGUCUGCCUCUGACCAAGGUGAGCAGGUUGCCAGACCAUCCUGUCAGCUGGUCAUUUAGCUGGCAGGUAGCAGUGUUUACAGGUGCACCUUACUUUGUAUCAGCGUGACUUUGCGAAAAGCUACAUUCCAGUGGAUUUAAAAAACAACAACAAAGUAUUUUGAAUGACUGUAGGGGAGUUGGAUAUUGGAAAUCAUCCUAAAGUAUUUUUUACAUGAAGAGUCCUUUUAUAAAGCCCCAAUAAUCUCUGAUUUUAUAAGUCUUAACUUUCCUAUGGGGUUUUCUUAAUGAGAAAUGCAAUUCCAGGGCUACGCUUUGAGGAUAACAUCCGUGAUCUCUAGCCCAGUUCUGGUUAUUGAAGAUAAAUUUCAAUAUUAUCAAUCGAUAAUUGCUGCAGUUUUUACUCUUCAAAUGCAUACUGUGUAAUGGUUAAGGGGAAACAAAUUUAUUUUAAAAACAAGGCAAGCUAGAGUUUACAGAUCAGGGAUUCCUCUCUCCCCCCAGGGCUGUUAAUUUUAUUGUACUUUUGGGUAAGGGUCUUAGCCAAUUGGUGCUCAACUUCUUCCACAGUGAAUAACUCCAGAGAUGCUGGCAUAGACUAAAGUCAAGUGCACUUUGAAUUCUUUGCUGUUCUCUCAGGGCAAGGUAUCCAAGUGCCAUGCCCCGUGAUACUCAACACUCACCACCAAGGUUACCUCUCCAGCUGCACUACAAGUGGCCAGACAUCCCUUGUUAAAGACGCAUGGGGGAAAAAGGCUUCACCUCCCCCCUUGGCAGCCUGUACUGUUAAGUGACUCUUAAAGUCACCUGGUGUUUAACAGGCUCCCUGAGUCCUCCUUGUUGUAAGGCGUGAUGGGGGACAGCUCAUGCCCUCCUCUUACUCAUCACCUUCGAGAUUCUGGAUAAAGCUAAUAUCCUUUUGACUCACAACCCAAGAGAAUCUAUGGUUCAUUGCCAAGAGAUUAAAAAAAAAAAAAAGGAUGGGGGAGGGGUGCCUUUAGAUUCUGAUCAAACCCUGCCAAUAGCAUGAUGGGUCACUAAGGGCAGCUUACACUCCCCUUCCUAAAAUCCUUCCUUUCAGGCUCGGUUGAGAAGAGUAGCUUUGCCAGAAGGCAUUGUGACCACAGUUCUUGGCAUGAAAGAUGAACGACUUGCAGCCUUAUGCCAAAAAGUAUUUCCUUGCAUUUACAUUCAUUACUUAGAAUGAUCACAUUAUUCAUCUUUUCCCCAGCAUAGAAAUUUGCAUCUUGCACAAAAUCUGCCUGGUGCAGCAGAUUUUCAUAGUUAUGGAAACUGUCAUCAUUAUUGGAAUGUGCUGCUGCUCAACUCUCCAGACAUAAUUGAAUAUGGUGAGGAGAAAACGGUCUGCCUGGCUCUGAGGCAGCCACAUUUUUACAACUGCAGCAAACAGAAGUGGUGUAUCUGUCCUCACUUCAGUUGGGAUUCCCAUAGUUCUUGUGACGGAGACUUCUUUGGCUUUUGAAACACUACAUUUCUUGAUAUUUAAGCACAACUUCAUGUCUUUGUCUUUCAGAACUCAUUAAAUAUAGGUGUCAGGACCCCGAAAAUCUUGUGUGCUAGAUUUGCACCUGUACAGUUCUCUUCACCCAUGCUUUGUACUUAUGUGGGCAUAUGUACAAUUUGAUCUCAAAAAGUCUAGGAACAUGUGAGCAUAUUGCUUCAUCACUGGAAGAAAAGGAGCCAGGAAAAAUAGUCUCUGUCACUGGGAGCCCUAGAGGAUGACUCCAAAUCUUCUACAUGCAGUCAGCUGUUCAGAACUUGCUACUCUUUUGAUUGUUCAUAAUCAGGAAAGCUAUUGGCUUCUUGGUUGUUUGUUGAAAUUUAUCUUCUUCUUU
Molecule: messenger RNA, 9502 nt
Organism: Hyaena hyaena (striped hyena)
Lineage: Eukaryota; Metazoa; Chordata; Mammalia; Carnivora; Hyaenidae
Gene: ZNF831
Product: zinc finger protein 831
Exons: 6
Coding region: 379-5217 (1612 amino acids)
Source: RefSeq, a predicted model, not a curated record